AUGGUGGUAAAACGCUAUCUUCGCCCCGGUGAUGUCUAUGUCCAUGCCGAUCUUCGUGGAGCGGCUUCAGUGGUGAUCAGGAAUAAAAACGUGAACAAUGAGAUUCCUCCAAAAACGUUGAUUGAGGCAGCACAGUUGGCAAUUUGCUAUUCCGGUGCGUGGGAUUCGAAAGUAAUUUCCAACGCAUGGUGGGUACAUCACGACCAAGUUACGAGAACAGCUCCAACUGGUGAAUAUCUACCAUCCGGCUCAUUCAUGAUUCGUGGAAAGAAGAAUUUUCUUCCCCCAAGUCAACUGGUGCUGGGAUUUGCUCUACUAUUUAAGUUAGAUGAAGACAGCAUUAAACACCACGAAGGAGAACGCAAUCAGUUCAACAAUGGUGAAGAGGAAACGCCAAAGCAAGAAGAUGAUGAAAACGAAGAUGAAAUUUGCAGAGAAGAGGAAGAUGGUGCAGAAGCUGAAGAAAAUGAGGAGGAGGAAGAGGAAAUGCAAUUCCCGGAUGUUAAUGUUCCGAUUAAUACACUCAAUCUUGCCGACACACAAGAGGAAUAUUCUAUACUUGAGAUUGGUGCAAAAGCAAAUAGACCUGCUCAAAUUGUGCCCCCUGAAACGAGGAAAUAUUUGGAAGAUAAACAUCAGGUCGAGGACCUAACAACAAAAUUGAAGCGAGAACAAGCAGCUGCUGCACGACAAAAGAAGAAACAGAAGCUAAUCAAAAAGAAGUAUGCGGAUCAAGAUGAAGAGGAAAGGGAACAACGAAUGCAAAUACUUGGAAGUCGAGGACAGCCAAAGAAUGUUCCAGAAAAGAAAGAGGAGCAACCCGUUGUUGAGCAAAAACCACGAAAAGAAACAAAACGCGACCCAAUGCGGAAGAAUCCAUCACAAGAAGGAGGAGAUGAAGGAGUAACGGAUGAGAAUGUGGUGAUGCUCGACGAUGCUGUUGAAGAAAAUGUGCAAACGUUGACAGGACGACCGCUUGAAGAGGAUACGCUGCUUUUUGCUCUUCCAGUUGUCGCACCAUAUAAUACGCUGACAACGUAUAAAUACAAGGUGAAAUUGACCCCUGGAACUGGAAAAAGAGGAAAAGCCGUUAAGUCUGCUCUUGAGUUAUUCAUGCGUACUACAGCAGCUGCCCCACGAGAAGUUGCGUUGAUGAAAGCUCUAAUUGGAGAUGAUUCGGCGUCACGGAAUGUUCCCGGAAAAGUGAAAGUAUCGGCUCCUCAACUCCACGCAAAA
This is a messenger RNA of Mesorhabditis belari, 1236 nucleotides long. Lineage: Eukaryota; Metazoa; Nematoda; Chromadorea; Rhabditida; Rhabditidae. The record is from the annotation of a GenBank genome assembly.